CAACCUCCCAAGUCUAAAACUCCCGCCGCUCUUCAGACAGCAACAUCGACGCCCGCCGCCCAAAUUGAGCGACUUUCACCCCCCGCCCGCGACUUCUGCUGGUGAGAUUAGGCUUCGUCGUCGCCAUUGGGACGAUUUAGAGGCGAAUUAUAACGUUGUUUCGUGGGCAGACUUGUGUGUUUAUAGAUAAGAUGCCUGUAACCACCCUCAAAGAAGAUGCAGAGGUUGUCUCUGUUGAAGACGACAGACAAUCCAUGUCCAGCGGAUCCUUGUCGCCCGGUCGUCCAGCAACUGCUAGCCCCGACCACCCAGAGGAUGCUCAUGGCUUAUCACGCGACCAGACUCCUGAAGCUUCAGAAGGAGAAAAUAGCAAUGGCAAAUGGGAGACGCAAAACCAAGUAGUACUUACAUCAGAGAUCGAAGCAGAAGAAAAAAAAAUGGAAAAGGAGAGUUUAGCUGAGGAAGAAAGGAUUUGUAAGGAAUUGGAAGAACAUAGGGAAGAUGAAAAGGAACUGAAAGAGAGAAGGUACAAGAGGUUGAUGCAUCUUCUUAAUAAAUCAGAGUUCUACAGUCAGUUUCUCCUGAAGCAAAUAGAGACACAGGAUGCAGAAAACAAAAAGAAAAGAGCCAGACAAAGAGGUGGUCGUAAGCCCAAAGAGGAGUCCCAGUCUGAAGGUAACAGUUCCCAAGAAUCAAAUGGAAGUGAGAGUGGAAGGAAACGCAAAGCAAGUUCGAGGACUUCUGCAGCCAAACGCCAGAAGCGAGAUGGGAAGUACAACAUUAGUGAUGUUAUAGACACAGAUGCUGUGAAAGAAAAUGCAGCUGCAAAAGACGAGACCCCAGAAGAUAUUGUACAAGCUGAGCAACCCAGACUUUUCAUCAAUGGCACCAUGAGACCAUACCAACUGGAUGGAUUUUCUUGGCUUAUGGUUCUCUACGAAAAUGGUGUCAAUGGUAUUCUUGGUGAUGAAAUGGGUCUUGGAAAGACCAUCCAGUGCAUAGCUCUAAUAUGCCAUCUUGUAGAGAAAGGCGUGCAAGGACCGUUCCUCAUUCUCGGACCCCUGUCAACCCUGCCGAACUGGAUGGCGGAAUUUAAGAGAUUCGCACCUGCGGUCCCUGUGGUGUUAUAUCAUGGAAGUGAGCAAGACCGUAUUGCGAAACUAAAAGUAAUAAACAACAAAUCUCUCGUGGAAGGUACUCCACACAGUGUUCAUCCAGUAGUUGUUACUUCCUAUGAGGUUGUAAUACGUGACACAAAAUACCUGAGUAAAUACAUGUGGCGCUAUCUUUGUGUCGACGAAGGUCACCGGCUGAAGAAUCAUAAGUGCCUGCUUGCCAAAUCUUUGAAUAAAUUUAUUUCGUCAAAUCGUCUUUUAAUGACGGGUACGCCACUGCAAAACAAUCUUGCCGAGUUGUGGUCUUUGCUGAACUUCUUGAUGCCCGAAAUCUUCGAUUCUCUCGACGUGUUUGAGUCGUGGUUUGACAUAACAGACUUGAUGGAAGAUGACAGUAAUGAGAGGAUUGUCCAGCAGGAGAGGGAACAGCAAAUCAUCACGACACUCAUGAAGAUUUUAAGCCCAUUCUUUUUGCGGAGAGUCAAGAAGGAUGUAAAUCUUGAUCUACCACCCAAAAGGGAACUGCUUGUUUAUACACCCAUGACAUCUACACAGCUCUCUAUGUAUGAAGCGACUCUACAAUAUGACAUGGACGUUUUUAACAAAAUGAUGCAGAAAGCCAUGAAGGUGGAACCACUGGAAUAUGAUGAAAAAGGAAGACCGAAGAGAAAAACUAAAAAGGGCGUAGAUUACGCAGGCUUCGAUUCUGAGUUUGAUUCUCCUGAAUUCGAGAAAUUUGUGAAAGCUCUCAUGAAAGAAGAGGAGGAAAAAAAUGCACCAAAGAAAGAGGUCCAGAAGACAGCAGUUGUGAGAGUAAAACUGCAAAACCGAUUCAUGCAGAUGAGAAGAGUUGUAAAUCAUCCUUAUCUGGUGAAUUAUCCUCUGAACAAAGAUGGCUCUUACAAGGUUGAUGAGGAGUUGGUAAAAACCUGUGGGAAAUUGCAAGUAUUGGACCAGCUUUUGGAAGAGCUUCACAGGAGAGGUCAUCGUGUGCUUCUAUUUUCUCAAAUGACAAUGAUGAUGGAUAUCCUGGAGGACUACCUAACGCUGAGACCAAAGUACAGGUACAAGAGAUUGGAUGGCAGCAUAUCACUUGAGGAACGCCAAAUUGACAUUAAUGAAUUCAACCAAGAAAAAUCUUCAUAUUUUUUGUUUUUGAUAAGCACAAGAGCUGGUAGCCUAGGAAUAAAUCUUGCUACUGCUGAUACUGUGAUAAUUUAUGAUUCAGAUUGGAACCCACAGUGCGACCUUCAAGCUCAAGAUCGAUGUCACAGGAUUGGGCAGACCAAACCAGUCUUGGUUCUUCGACUAAUAACGGCCAGUUCGGUUGACGAACGUAUCGUAGACAGGGCUGCUGCUAAAAGAAAAUUAGAGAAGCUAAUUAUACAGUCGGGAAAGUUCCAGGCAGGAGAUGCAAGAAAACGUGGGAAAAUGUUGGAGAAGAGCAUUGAUAUUGAGGAGCUCACAGAAUUACUCAAGCAGAGGGACCAUGAUAGAAUCCAUAAUACUACAACUGGAAAUGUGUUUUCAAAGAAAGAAAUUAACCAGUUACUGGACCGAAGUGACUUGGUUGCAGCAAAGUGCUCAAGUCCGAGAAAAGGCAGGGACCAGUUGAAAGGAGUCUUUAAGCUGGUUGAAGAAGAGGACAACGAAGCCAUAACUUCUGCUUGAAGCACAAAGCUUGGAAAUGCCAUUUGAACAGUAAUUGUAGGUUUAGCUUUCAUUUUACAUAAAGUCUGCCUCAUAAGAUUUUUUGUCCAUAUAUGGAAGAGAGAAUACAAAGCUGGCUUUUGUUAUAAAUUACUGUAUUAUUAGUAUACUGAAAACUCUGUUCUUAAUAGGUACUGCAAAUUUCAAGUACCAAAAUAUUAAUCUUGAAAUGUGGUCCCAGUUGUUAUUAGAUUCCCGUAAAGUUUCUUCACAAGUUUCAUGAAAAUUUGAUUCAGGUCUGUAAGAAAUAAGUUUGUUCCCUCAUUUUGUAUUGUAAGAAAUUUAGAAAAUUUUAAUAUUCAAUUAUUGGCUGUGAACAUUAAUGUGUUAAGUUACUUAUGUUUAAUUUUUACAUUUUUAUUUUUGGACCCCUAAAAAAUCAAAUAUACCCUAAGAAACUUUAAAUUUCAUUGCAUAUUUCAUAAUUUUUAUUUUUAUUUUACUAUAAUAGAUUUUUUUUUUGAGGAAAAAAGAAUGAAUGUGUGGUGGCUGUCUUUUCUGUGGAAUGUUGUGAUUUUGAAUUUUUCAGUCGAUAGUUUAUAUGAGUAUUACUGCUUGGAGAGUUGGUGGUAACUUACAGAGAUAAAAGAAACAAUUUUCAGGAGUAUGACUGCUUGGAGAGAGGGUGGUAUCUUACAGAGAUA
Molecule: messenger RNA, 3469 nt
Organism: Macrobrachium nipponense
Lineage: Eukaryota; Metazoa; Arthropoda; Malacostraca; Decapoda; Palaemonidae
Product: lymphocyte-specific helicase-like
Exons: 19
Coding region: 192-2786 (864 amino acids)
Biological process (GO): DNA methylation-dependent constitutive heterochromatin formation; pericentric heterochromatin formation; negative regulation of gene expression via chromosomal CpG island methylation
Cellular component (GO): pericentric heterochromatin; nucleus
Molecular function (GO): ATP binding; chromatin binding; ATP-dependent chromatin remodeler activity
Source: RefSeq, a predicted model, not a curated record